UCGUCGAGUUUUUCCGAGUGACAUCUCUGUGUGAAAAUAGGAAUACCGAACACGUUUGACGGUGUAAAACGUCAUAAAUUCAAAAUUUCAAAUGAUCAAAUGAUUAAAGUGACACUAGUAAAACCCGGUUAUCGUCGUGUUUGUGGAAAAGUUUGCCUGUGACUGUGAGUGUUGCCUCUUUUUUUCCCUUUCAAUUUCAGCGAACGUCAUUUUUUGAAAAAAAAUCUUUCAACAACGUUUAUUAGGUUUUUUAACGAUCGGGAAAGCGCAGUGAGAAAAAUUUAUCGGAGAGUGGACAAUUUUAUAUAUUUACGCGCAUAUGUUAUCGAACAUUAUCAGUUGAAAAGUUAACCGAAGGGAAAGAGAGGUAAAACUUGUCAUGGAAUCCACCAUCGCUCUAUAGAUAUUCGCAACAUGGCGAUCGUUUGAUUGUGUACAGAUGGCCCAAUCGACAGGAAAACAAAGAGAGAGAAAAGUAGCGUGGAGAAAGAGGGUGAGCAAUAAGUUUGACUGAAAGAGACGAAAGUUUAUUUUUUUUUUUAUUUUGAAAACUUUCUGUCUUUAUAUAGGAAAUAACGAGAGUGUGAGUGAAUUGAUUAUAGAAAAUUCUUCUCGAAUCUCGCUUUAAUUAAGGCACCUCGUUUAAUAUUUAGUGGGUCUUGUUUCAUUAAGAAAAAAAAAAAAAAAAAACCCACCUGAGGCUUUUUUAUACUUCUUUAUUUUUGACUAUGUAUCACGUCACAUUGUCACCUCACGCAAUGGUGCAGUUAAUGGGUGGCCAGCAAGCAGGUGGACCAUGUUUGCCAAUUCAGAAUCACACAACUUAUUACAAUGGUGCAAAUCAUUUGCAUCAAACAGAAUACACUCAAUUUGUUCCUGAUGCUUCUAAUCAUAGCAGGCAUCAUAUUCUGCAGACUUCACCUCUACAAGCAGGAUCACAUCCUAUUGAAUUAAUUCAGCGAAUGGGUGUAGACGUACAACAAUUUCGUCGUGCAAACUACAAUAUGCAUGGGAAUGGCUCGUCAAAUAAUAAUUGGCCAAAGCGAAUAAGUCAUUCAAAUAAUAUACCCACAAUGCCACCUCCGCAUCUUAAUUUUCGACCAGCUAGCACAGGCUCGAUAAAAAGAACAAAUUGGAAUAAUAAAGGAAAACGAAAUCUUCAUCGAGAUUCAUUUUCGCCAAAGGAACUCUAUAACAGCGAUAGUGGAUUUUCUUCACGUUCACCAACGCCGAAUAAACAUCAGAACGAUAGCAGUUUAACUGAAAGUUCUGAUGAACGGGAUUCUAUUAAUUCUAUAGGAGAACAAGGAACUAAGCGUCUUCAAGAGGUGCAUUCAACAAUUAGCCAUAUGCAUAAUUCAAAUAGUAUUAAUCGCGGAAGUUUGAUUUCAAAUACUUCUGUCCAUCAAUAUUGCCAAAGCCAACGACCUGUCAAUUAUUACAAUAAUUCUAUCCAAGUACCUAGAGCACCAGUACAAAAUUACCAGAAUAAAAGAAGAUAUUCUGGGAGGAAUAGCCCACCUCAGCAGAGGACACAAAGAAAUAGAAAAUUUACAGGAAUGAUGACUCAAACGUUUGCGUUUGUUCCGCGAUAUGUAAUUGGUCCAGAUAGAUUUUUAGAGGAAGUUCCUCACAUGGAAGUCACACAGAGGCCGGAUAACUUAAUUACUAAUUCAAUUUGGGACAAUCUAUCAGAGAAUGUUUGGGAAAAAUUUAUCUCCAAUCAACAAUCUAAUACAACUUACAGAAACAAGAUGAUGCUCUGGAAAUAUUUGUACAUUUUUAUAAAAUCGGAGUUUCCAAAGUAUGGCUUGUUUUUGGUGGGUUCGACAAUGAAUGGUUUUGGUUCUGAAAGUAGUGACGUUGAUAUAUGUCUUUUAAUAAAACACACAGAAAUGGACCAAAAAAAUGAAGCCAUUUAUCAUUUAGAUCAUAUUUUAAGAAGUUUGAACAGAUGCGAUUUUAUCAAGAAUUUAGAACUGAUUCAAGCAAAAGUCCCAAUUCUCAAAUUUCAUGACGCAUUACAAAAGCUAGAUGUCGAUUUGAACUGCAAUAACUCAGUUGGCAUUAGAAAUACCCAUUUAAUGUAUUGUUAUUCACGAAUCGAUUGGAGAGUGCGACCUCUUGUUCUCGUUGUGAAGCUUUGGGCACAAUGUCAAAAUAUUAACAACGCUAAAAAUAUGACCAUUUCAAGUUACUCGCUAGUUCUCAUGGUUAUACACUUUUUACAAUGUGGAAUAACUCCUGCUGUCCUGCCAUGUUUGCAUUCUAUUUAUCCAAAUAAGUUCAGUCCAAAUUCUGAUCUACAUUCGAUUGACAUUCACGAGGAUUUACAUAUACCAGUUAAUGAGCUCCCUUCUCCCAAUUAUCAAAGCCUUGGAGAGCUUUUGGUUCAAUUCUUUAAAUUCUACAUCACGUUCGAUUUUAGUCAGUAUGCAAUUUCUGUGAGAGUUGCCAAUAAAAUUCCUAUUGAAGAUUGUCGAAGAGUGCGAUCUUUUAAAAAUGAUCCUCAUCAGUGGAAAUAUCUUUGCAUUGAAGAACCCUUUGAUUUGACCAACACAGCAAGAUCAGUUUACGAUCCUGAAGUUUUCGAGAAGAUCAAACAAAUUUUCCGGGUAAGUUAUCAACGAUUAAAUGAAACACGCCAAUUGUCCAGCAUAUUCGUAAAGCUCGACAUUAAAGCCAAAACGUCACUCGUCACAACGUAAUUACGUGCUGUGAAUUAGCACUGAGUAGAAGAUUAGUUAGCAGAAUUGUAUAUUGAAAAAGAAAGAAAAGAAAAAAAAAUCUCAAAGAUGAACAUAAACGUCACUACUUUAAGAUUGUGUACGUUUUAAAAACGGCUUACGAUUAAAAGUGAUUUAGGGUACAAGUAUUAUAGAAGACACAAGAUAUGGGCUUCGCAUAAUAAUGAAAAUUAGUGCCAAAAUCCAUUGAUUGAGAAUAACUUUAAGAACUUGGACUAUUUUGUUUUUGUCACGAUUAUAAUAAUCGAGAGAAAAAACAAAUUCUUUUCACAAUGAAGCACUAGUUAAAAGAGAAAAAAACAACAAAAACCAAAAAAAAAAAAAAAAAAAAAAUCUCGAUCACUAGUGAUUCUCUAGUUUUAAAAACUGCUGGCAUGUGAGAUAAUAUUAACAUCUUUUUUAAAAUCUUGUGCAAUAGAUUUUCUCCUGCGGCAAAACAUUAAUCUAGUACAAAGUGUGAGAGAAAAAUUAGAGGUGCUAUUAGUUUCCAAUGACUGUUUAAAUAUAUAUAUAUAUAAUAAUCUUGAAAUGUUUCAAAGUAAGAGAGAAAAGAGAAGAAAAAAAAAUUUAUAUAUCUAGAGCAUUGAAAAAUGAAAAUUAUAGGACAAUGAAUAUUCAUUAAAAAAAAAAAAAAAAAAAAAAUCAUAGAACAAUAUUAAAAUUGAUUUUAAAUCAUAAAUAUAUAUAGAUAGAUAGAAUCGUUUAAAAAAUAAUUUAAAACAAAAAAUACAGAAUCGCGACUUUAAUGAAACAAUAAUAAAUUUGAAAAAUUAAGGGUAUUAUUUUUUGCCUAACACUAUAUAGGAAAUGAAAGAAAAAAAAGUACUAACGAAUAAUUCUUCAACGAAAAACAAAAAAGAAACGUAACAAGGUGCCUUAUUAUUUAUUUCAAAUAACUUCAUUUUCCGGAAAAUACAAAAAAGAAAAAAAAAUUCUGGGGUAACAUAAAUAUGACAAGACUAUUAACCAAUAAUAAUAAAUUAAAAAAAAAAAAAAAAAAAAAAGCUAACUUCAGUGUUUAAACUGUUGUCAAUAAUAUUGAAAAAUAUCGGUUUAGUCGCUACAUUACAUAUCGUUUGGUAUAUAUAAUUUUGCCAUUAAUUUCUCAAGAAAUAUUAUAUUUGUUUUAUGUAUAUUUAUAUGUACACAAAUUUUAAUAUCGUUAUUCAGUUUUUUUUUUCUUUUUGAGGAAACUGCCUUUUUUUGGCAUGGUUAAACGGUAAUUUUUUUUCAAUUAACUUGUGCUAUUUUUUUCUUAAAAACGGCAUUUUGUUUUGAGAUUAAUAAUUAGAUAAAAAAAAAAAAUAAAUAAAGUGAAAAAAAAAUAUUCAAAAAAGUUUAGCCAAAAAAAAAAACCCGUGUAAAAAAAAUGUCAACUGUAUUGUUAUUUAAGUUUUGUAGUAUUAUUUUCUAAGUGUGACAGAUGUGUAAAAGCGAUGAUGAUUAUUAUAGUAAUUAUUAAUAAUAUUGUGAAUGUUGAUGAGUGGAUUGUUCGUAUUUGGAUAUUAAAGAAAAAAAAACACCGAGCAAAAAAACAAAAAAAACAAACAACAGCUCGUGAAUUAUUGUCAAAAAAAAUCGUCUCUAGAUACGAUGUUAACAUCUAAAAAUAUUGGCAGCCUUUUUACUAUCCGGCGGCUACUUAUUAAAUUUCUGAGAUGCAGGAAAAUUUUUUUACAUCGAGAUAUAAAAAUUUCGAUUGUCGAUUAUCGCUAGAAUGAUUUAAAAGUCAUUUUCAAGCGAAUUUUUUUUUUCAAAAAUGAAAAAAAAAACCCAUACGAGCAGUUCAAUUUUUUUUUAAAUUGUGCCAACAAAAAAAAAUUGUUCAAUAAUUAUUUAAUUCUUUAUUAAGUAAAAUUAAAUGAUAGAAAUAAAAUCUUGAAGUAGAUUUGAGAAAAAUUUUCAAAAUCGAUAAAAAUAAAUAAAAAUUUAUAAAAAAAUAUAUAAAAACUUUAAAAACAAAAUUGAUAAGAUUUUUGCUAAAAAUAAAUUGUUUCUUUUUGUACAAAUUGUCCUGCUCGUUAUCUCGUUUGAGAUUAAAAGUAAAAAAAAAAUUAGUCUGCACAUUCCUAAAUCUCAAGAAGUGUAACGAAAAAAUAGAGAGGCUCUUUAAGUUUUUUGAUUUUCUUCCAUUAAAAAAAAAAAAAACAAAAGUUCCUACGUGUAAUCAAAAUCUGAAAGACCUCUUUAUAUAGUGCUUUUUUAUUGCAAUGUUUAGAAAUUUAUAUAUGUAUAGAUAAUGUACACGAAAUGCGAGUGGAAAUUGUGUUUUUUUUUAUCACAAAAAAUUUCCGCUCACUAGUCCUUUUUUUCGUUAUUUUUUUUUUCUUUUUUUUUUUUUUUUUUGAUAACUUUAACGUGAUAAUAAAGCAUUUAAUGUUGAAGAUGAAAUUUAAGGGAAAAUAUGGCUGUGCAGGCAGUAUGAAAAAUAUUUCUCCAUUAAUAACUUAAAAAGAGAGAAAAAAAAAAAUAUUUAAAAAAUUAAUUAAAAAAAAAAAAAAAAAAAAAACCUAAAAA
This is a messenger RNA of Leptopilina boulardi, 5264 nucleotides long. RefSeq names its product poly(A) RNA polymerase gld-2 homolog A-like. The record is from RefSeq and is a predicted model, not a curated record. Gene Ontology annotation, molecular function: poly(A) RNA polymerase activity. NCBI's taxonomy places the organism in Eukaryota, Metazoa, Arthropoda, Insecta, Hymenoptera, Figitidae. Gene Ontology annotation, cellular component: cytosol. The transcript is spliced from 11 exons. The coding region runs from base 729 to 2708 and encodes 659 amino acids.